AUGGGCGAAGAGACUGUUGAGUAUAUCCUGGACCACGGACAGCCGGUGACCUCAGACAAUCAUCAUUGUCUUAACAACGUCUAUCUAUCCACCAUGAGGGCCAUCCUCCCGAGACACACAAUGCAAUUUUUCCGAGGCAGGAUGUAUGUGAAGUACCCAAUGAUUGCUCGACAGCAGAGACUCUGCAUGCGCCGGUUUUCAUGGCCGUAUGGGCUCAUCAUUUUCUUUGUUCUAGCCUUGUUGGUCAAAUGCAUCUCCUGCCUCAUCUACUCCUAUGGAAUCACAUUCCAUAUUGACUGCCGUUCGUGGCUCGAACCGGAUGUCCUUCGACCGGGCCAGUAUCACGAUGCGGUUGCUCAUGAUCCGGACGCCCGUGUGCAGAUCGCCAGUACGCCCGAACUACCCGAUCAAGACGAUAUGGGCCAUAUCCAUGACAUUAGCUGGCAUUGGAGCCGCACGUGGAAAGGGCAGUUUCGCCCUUGUCAAGGUCCUCGAGGUCGAGAUCUCGAUAGGACGAAUGCGGAGGAUAUGGUACACGUGUACCGAGGGAAGCAGCAGAACUUUCCCAGCCCGGCAUUCGGGUCGUAUGAAACCAUGCACCUGGAUGGUGCCGUGUGUACGGAUCGGUACUCGCGCUUUGGUAUCUAUGGGCAUGACGCAGGGAGUAUAAAGCCUGUGGAUGGAUUCAAACGGCCACCCACGCUCCCAUGGGAUCGAGUAGACUGGGGCACGCUGCAGGCGAGCUGUUACCAGAGGAAUUCCAUCCGAUAUAGGCCAAGCAAAAAAGCAGAGAAAGCUUCAUAUACUCAACAUCCCUUCUCAGUCCUGGAGCCGGACACUGCAGAGCCUAAACAGUCAGAGUCGCCCCCACAGCCACAGCAAUCAGCCCGCAAAUACCAUUCUCGUUCGGCGGUGCUGGUCCGCACCUGGCACACCAUGCCCUGGACGGAGAACCACCGUGAAUAUCUGCGCUCCCUCAUCAUGGAGCUAUCUCUGCACUCUGGUGCCGAGUAUGAAGUUUUCCUCAUGGUUCAUGUCAAGGACAACCUCCUUCCCAUCUUCUCCGACGUGGAGAGCAUCCAUAUGAUGAAGCGGAUGUUCAUUCCGCCGGAAUUUUGGAACAUCACCGUCUUGUUUAACGACAAGCUUCUAGAAGCGUGGUAUCCGCGAAUCAGUGAACAUCGUCCUAUGUAUCAGCAUCUCCAGCCGCUCCAGAUCUUCGCCCAAUCUCAUCCUGAGUUUGACUACUAUUGGCAACUCGAAAUGGACGCCCGCUUCACCGGACACGUCUAUCAUUUCCUCGAAUCAGCCGUCUCCUUUGCCCGACACCAGCCGCGCAAAUACCUCUGGGAGCGUAAUUCGUACUUUUACACGCCCUCCAUUCACGGCACCUGGGCCUCCUUUGCGGGUCUCGUCGAGGAAUCCAUGCAGGGCCGGCCGUCCGUCUGGGGGCCCGUGCCCGCCGCAGACACGGGCAUCCAACCUGUUGGCCCCGCGCCCCCUGUCCCCUCCCCCAACGAUGAUGCAUAUACCUGGGGGGUUGACGAGGAAGCAGACCUCAUCACCUUCCUCCCGAUCUUCAACCCGCAGGACACAACAUGGACGUUUCCCAACGUGAUCUGGAAUUUCCCCCAGGGGACCCGGACCCCACGCCGCGCGGGCGUCAUCACCAUGGGCCGCUUCUCCAACCGGCUGCUCACUGUGAUCCACCGCGCGCAGGCCGCAAAAGGGCUAGGCGUGGUAUCUGAGAUGACGGGACCAACGGCCGCGCUGCACCACGGCCUCAAGGCCGUGUAUGUGCCGCACCCAAUCUAUGCGGACGGGAUCUGGAGUGGAGAGGAACUGGGGCGGAUUUUCAAUACCGGCCCACCGGAGAAGAUCAACGGGGGCCCGGAUAGUGUGUGGAACUGGAACCAUCGAUGGGAUCACAUCAUCUACCGGCUGACGUAUAUGUUUACGACAUAUACGGCCGAAGAUCUGUUUCGGUGGUGGAUGGGAUAUCGCACAGAUGACGGAAGAGGAGGAAAGGAGUUCGAGAGUGUCUAUGGCCGACCAUGUUUUCCUUCCAUGUUCCUGCAUACGAUCAAAAACAGUGGGCCAGACAAGGGACCAGAGAGACCAGUGCCACUAGGGGCCUUGAGAGGCUAGGGAGGAGAGGGAGAGAGGGAGAGAGGGAGAGAGGGAGAAAGAGUACUGAGAACUACGAAUGACUUGAGUCUCGGCAUGCUGAGUAAAAUGCCCGCAUUUAACUAACAGGAGAGUUGAGAGUCGAAAAAAAGAGGGGAAAAAAAACAAAAGCCAGGAAAACAAGAGAUGAUCACAAGAAGCUCAAAGGAUCUAUCGCUUAGGCGUAGGAGGCCGAGUCUUGUGGUAUAUGUCACCGUCCAUAUCGCCGUUGACGACAUCGCUCUUCUUGACGAACUCGGCGGUAUCGAAGGCAUACUCCUGGCGGAGAGUCUGCGCUUGAUUAUUUUCGAUCAUGACCAGGCCAUUGACGAGUUUCGAUUCGGAAACGACACAGGAUCCAAAGUUCCAACUCUUAUGAUGAUUCUGCU
Penicilliopsis zonata CBS 506.65 is the source of this 2555-nucleotide messenger RNA. RefSeq lists its product as hypothetical. Lineage: Eukaryota; Fungi; Ascomycota; Eurotiomycetes; Eurotiales; Aspergillaceae. The transcript is spliced from 4 exons. The record is from RefSeq and is a predicted model, not a curated record. The coding region runs from base 1 to 2148 and encodes 715 amino acids.